AUGUCAUCGCACGUCCAAAGGAUCGGCCACUACCGGCUGGGGAAGAACCUCGGCAUCGGGUCCUUUGGCAAAGUUCGACUGGCCGAGCACCAGCUGACCGGCAAGAAGGUUGCGGUCAAGAUCCUGAACCGGAACCGGAUCCGGCAGUUGGACAUGGACGAGAAGGUGCGCCGCGAGAUCAAGAUCCUCAAGCUCUUCUACCACCCCCACAUCAUCCGCCUCUACGAGAUCAUCUACACUCCGACAGACAUCUACAUGGUCCGCUGCCCCGCGCCUCCUUCAAGCCCUCUACCCCUCCCCUCCUCCCGCUCGUCCCGUCCCCCGGCCGCGUACGCACGGCGCCCUCGCCUACUCGCGGGCUGGCCGCCGCCGCGGCUGAGGCUGCGUCGGCCGCGGCGGCUGCGGUGGCGGCGUUUGCCCCUCUCCCGCCUCCCCGCCUAG
Emiliania huxleyi CCMP1516 is the source of this 441-nucleotide messenger RNA. RefSeq lists its product as hypothetical. Gene Ontology annotation, biological process: intracellular signal transduction; protein phosphorylation. Lineage: Eukaryota; Haptophyta; Isochrysidales; Noelaerhabdaceae. Gene Ontology annotation, molecular function: ATP binding; protein serine/threonine kinase activity. The record is from RefSeq and is a predicted model, not a curated record. Gene Ontology annotation, cellular component: cytoplasm. Bases 1 to 441 code for a protein of 146 amino acids. The transcript is spliced from 2 exons.